Python bivittatus (Burmese python) is the source of this 1020-nucleotide messenger RNA. NCBI's taxonomy places the organism in Eukaryota, Metazoa, Chordata, Lepidosauria, Squamata, Pythonidae. The record is from RefSeq and is a predicted model, not a curated record.
GUCUUCGAGUACUGACGUCGGACGUUUCUUUUGCAUCCGCAGAAAAACAUCGAGGCUUCGCUUUCAUUGAAUUUGAGCUGGCCGAGGAUGCUGCAGCCGCUAUUGACAAUAUGAAUGAGUCUGAGCUCUUUGGGAGGACUAUCCGGGUCAACCUGGCCAAGCCGAUGAGGAUCAAAGAAGGUUCCUCUCGUCCAGUCUGGUCAGACGAUGACUGGCUGAAGAAAUUUUCAGGAAAGACACUUGAGGAAAAUUUGGAAGAGGGAGCAGUGGCAGCCCGGUCAGAGGUUCAAGAGGGGGAACCACCACUGAAAAAAUCCAGGACCAACCCCCAGGUUUACAUGGACAUCAAGAUUGGAAAUAAACCCGCUGGCCGAUUGCACAUUCUCUUGCGGUCAGAUAUUGUCCCUAUGACCACUGAGAACUUCCGCUGCCUCUGCACGCAUGAGAAAGGCUUUGGCUUUAAGGGAAGCAGCUUUCACCGAAUUAUCCCCCAGUUCAUGUGCCAGGCUGGAGAUUUCACCAACCACAAUGGUACCGGCGGGAAAUCUAUCUACGGGAAGAAGUUUGAUGAUGAAAACUUUAUCCUGAAGCACACAGGUCCAGGUUUGCUGUCCAUGGCCAAUUCUGGUCCCAACACCAACGGCUCUCAAUUUUUUAUCACUUGCGACAAGACCGACUGGCUGGAUGGAAAGCAUGUGGUCUUCGGAGAGGUUACCGAAGGAAUAGACGUGGUGCGGCAAAUUGAGGCUCAAGGCAGCAAAGAUGGAAAACCAAAGCAAAAAGUGAUUGUCUCUGACUGUGGUGAAUUCAUCUGAAGCAGACGCUGGUUGGGAAUGCUGGACAAGGGGAAGGCUGAACACAGAAUUGCUUUGGUCUGGAUGAAAACUCUGGGAUCGCUUUUCUAAAAAUUCAGUCCAAGUCUGUAUAAUGUGCGUAUGUGUGUACAGAACUGUAAAACUGUUAGAAAUCUCUUUUGUACAGAAUUUUUCCUUUUAUAAAAUUACAUGUAUUUUUUUCACA